AUGUUCGGACAGCAGGUUUUAGUUCUCAACCAGAACGUGAAGAGGGAGUCUGGAAGGAAGGUCCAGACUGGCAACAUCAACGCAGCAAAGACUAUUGCAGAUGUGAUCCGGACCUGCCUUGGCCCCCGGGCCAUGAUGAAGAUGCUGCUGGACCCGACCGGAGGCAUUGUCAUGACCAAUGAUGGAAACGCCAUCUUGAGAGAGAUCCAAGUGCAGCAUCCAGCCGCUAAGUCCAUGAUUGAGAUCAGCAGGACUCAGGACGAGGAGGUGGGGGAUGGGACCACCUCAGUUAUCAUCUUGGCUGGUGAGAUGCUGUCUGUAGCAGAGCAGUUCCUUGAACAGCAGAUGCACCCCACAGUGGUUAUCGGGGCCUACAGGAGAGCUCUGGACGACAUGCUGGAAGUGCUCAAAGAGAUCAGUGUUCCUGUGGACACCUCUGACCGCUCCAUGAUGCUGAAGAUCAUUCACUCGGCCAUAAACACCAAAGCCCUGAGCCACUGGUCAGAACUGGCCUGUUCCAUUGCUCUGGACGCCGUGAAGACCGUUGAGCUGGAGGAGAAUGGACGCAAGGAGAUUGACAUCAAGAAGUAUGCCAAAGUGGAGAAGGUUCCUGGUGGCUUCAUUGAAGACUCAUGUGUCCUCAAAGGAGUGAUGAUCAAUAAAGACGUGACUCACGCUCGGAUGAGGAGGACCAUCAAGAACCCGCGCAUCGUCCUGCUGGACUGUUCCCUGGAGUACAAGAAAGGCGAGAGCCAGACCGACAUUGAGAUGUCGAAGGAGGAAGACUUUGCUCGUAUUCUUCAGAUGGAGGAAGAGUUCAUCCAACAGAUCUGUGAAGAUGUCAUCCGACUGAAGCCCGACCUAGUGUUCACUGAGAAGGGCGUCUCUGACCUGGCUCAACAUUAUCUGAUGAAGGCAAACAUAACUGCGAUCCGGCGCGUGAGGAAGACUGACAAUAACCGCAUCGCCAGGGCGUGUGGAGCGCGCAUUGCCAGUCGCACAGAUGAACUGCGCGAGGAGGAUGUGGGACUCGGCGCAGGAUUGUUCGAGGUGAAGAAGAUCGGAGACGAAUACUUCACCUUCAUCACGGAGUGCAAGGAUCCUAAAGCCUGCACCAUCCUCCUGAGAGGUGCCAGCAAGGAAAUCUUGGCAGAAGUGGAGCGUAACCUGCAGGAUGCCAUGCAGGUGUGCCGUAACGUGGUCCUGGAGCCCGCCCUGGUACCAGGUGGGGGUGCUGUGGAGAUGGCGGUGUCAAAGCGUUUGGCCGAACAAUCGCGGGCGCUAAAGGGAGUGGAGCAAUGGCCGUACCGUGCUGUAGGGUCUGCCCUCGAGGUCAUCCCUCGCACACUGAUCCAGAACUGCGGUGCAUCGACCAUUAGAGUCCUGACCUCAUUGCGGGCCAAGCACGCUGCAGACGGGGGGCGCUCUUGGGGAGUGAACGGAGAAACUGGAACUAUCUGCGACAUGACCAGUUUGGGGAUCUGGGAACCACUGGCCGUGAAGAACCAGACCUACAAGACUGCAAUGGAGACGGCUAUUCUACUGCUGAGGAUCGACGACAUUGUCUCUGGACAUAAGAAGAAAGACAAGGAUGAGGCAGGGGGUCAGGGGGCGGAGUGA
Messenger RNA from Knipowitschia caucasica, 1620 nucleotides. The record is from the annotation of a GenBank genome assembly. NCBI's taxonomy places the organism in Eukaryota, Metazoa, Chordata, Actinopteri, Gobiiformes, Gobiidae.